Dunckerocampus dactyliophorus (ringed pipefish) is the source of this 4039-nucleotide messenger RNA. It is a transcript of the gene man2c1, whose product is annotated as mannosidase, alpha, class 2C, member 1. Gene Ontology annotation, molecular function: alpha-mannosidase activity; carbohydrate binding. Gene Ontology annotation, biological process: oligosaccharide catabolic process; mannose metabolic process. The coding region runs from base 113 to 3181 and encodes 1022 amino acids. The transcript is spliced from 26 exons. The record is from RefSeq and is a predicted model, not a curated record. NCBI's taxonomy places the organism in Eukaryota, Metazoa, Chordata, Actinopteri, Syngnathiformes, Syngnathidae.
UCCGGGUAUACGACAACUUAAAAAUCGUUGCAGCUUUUCGUCACUUCUGGCCUUAUUGGUCGGUCUGUGAAUCGGCGAACGUUUGCUGAAGUUUCGACGUUCCUUUUUUGCUAUGUAUCACCAACCCGUGUUGAAGAACAGGCGUACACUCUUGGAAAGAGCCGAGAAGUUCAUCUCAGAUGUUUACUUCACAGACUGCAACCUGCGAGGACGGCUGUACGGAGAGUCUUGCCCUUUGGACUCCCUCAGCUCAUUUAUGUCCCCCAAACGGAUGCCACUGAUGGAAGCACAAACACAGAGCUUUACACCCUACAAAGUAGGCGAUACCUUUGGACCAACUUGGUGGACUUGUUGGUUUAAAGCAACCCUGAAAAUCCCAGAGUGCUGGAGAGGUAAAGAGGUUCAUGUUCUGUGGGAAAGUGAUGGUGAGGCAAUGGUUUGGAGGGAUGGACAGCCAGUUCAGGGUUUGACUAAAGAAGGUGAAAAGAUGAGUUACAUCCUGUCUGACUGUCUCACAGAAGAGGAACCGCUCAGCAUGACCAUCUAUGUGGAGAUGGCCUGUAAUGGACUCUUUGGAGCCGGCCGUGGGUCAAUGAUUGCAGCUCCAGACCUGAGCAGGAAGUUUUCCGUGCAGAAGGCGGAGCUUGUGGUGUUCAACCGGGAUGUUAGGGAGCUGAUGACUGAUUUCGAGAUGCUGAUUGACAUCGUCAAGGAACUUGGCGAGGGUGAGCAGCGUAGCUACCAGGCGCUGUUCACCGUCAAUGAGAUGGUGAACGUGAGCGACCCCACUGAUCCCAGCUCAUUCUCUAAAGCGCGCAGUCUGGCUCACAAGUUCUUCAGCCAGCGUAAUGGACAAAGCCAGCACACUGUCCAUGCAAUGGGCCACUGUCACAUUGAUUCAGCUUGGCUGUGGCCUUAUGAAGAAACUAUUCGCAAGUGUGCUCGGAGUUGGGUGACGGUGAUACGUCUCAUGGAAAAGAACCCAGAGUUUGUGUUUACAUGUUCUCAGGCCCAGCAGUUUGAAUGGGUGAAGUGCUGGUACCCAGGACUUUUCUCGGAGAUUCAGCAUUACGUAAAGACAGGCCAGUUCAUCCCUGUCGGAGGGACAUGGGUGGAGAUGGAUGGCAAUCUGCCCUCGGGAGAGUCCAUGGUCAGGCAGUUCCUGGAGGGACAGCGUUUUUUUGAGCAAGAAUUUGGGAUGAGGUGCAAAGAGUUUUGGCUUCCAGAUACCUUCGGCUACUCAGCUCAGCUCCCUCAGAUAAUGCAGGGCUGUGGAAUUUCCAAUUUCUUAACACAGAAACUCAGUUGGAACCUUGUGAACAACUACCCUCACAGCACAUUUUUUUGGGAAGGCCUUGACGGCUCCAAAGUCUUGACUCACUUCCCACCUGGAAAUUCCUAUGGCAUGGAAGGCAAGGUUGAAGACCUUGUAAAAACUGUAAAGCAGAACAAAGACAAAGGCAGGGCCAACCACAGCGCCGUGUUGUUUGGUUUUGGUGAUGGUGGCGGCGGUCCCACGCAGUUGAUGAUGGACAGACUCAAGCGGGUCCAGGACACAGAUGGGCUUCCCAAGGUUCAGAUGUCCUCCCCAGACAAGCUUUUCUCUCAGCUUUGGGCUGACUCACAUCUGCUGUGCACUUGGGCAGGAGAGCUUUUUCUAGAGCUGCACAAUGGCACAUACACCACACAGGCGCAGAUCAAGCAGGGGAACCGCCAGUGUGAGACACUCCUACAUGACAUUGAGAUGGCCAGCAGCUUGGCGCUUUGUCGGAACACAACUUUUCAGUAUCCUGUAGUGAGACUGCGGGAACUCUGGAGGCUUCUGCUGCUAAACCAGUUCCAUGACGUAAUCCCAGGCACCUGUAUAGAGAUGGUUGUUGAGGAUGCACUGAGGUAUUAUGAAGAUAUCAUUAGAAGUGGUGCCGCACUCCUGCAAGAUGGCCUCAGUGCUCUGGUGUUAAACGGCGAUGCCACAGGCGUCUUCAACUCUCUGCCCUGGGAGCGCCUUGAAGUCAUCCAGAUUCAAGAUGGUCCCAGUAAACACGGUUUGGCUCUGGUACAAGUUCCCAGCAUCGGUGUGUCUCUUAUUCAAGAAACAAAGCCCGUGACUCCAGUCUGUAUUACUGUUCAGGAAGAUGGCAGUGUCCUCAUGGAAAAUGGCACCAUACGGACAGUUGUGAAUAAAGAUGGCACAUUGGCAUCACUGUAUUUGAUCACUGCAAGCAGGGAAGCCGUUUCUGUUGGCUGCUGUGGUAACCAGUUUGUCUUGUUUGAUGACGUACCUCUGUACUGGGACGCAUGGGAUGUAAUGGACUACCAUCUUCAGACAAGGCGGCCUGUGCUGGAGGUGGUGCAGCCUGCUCAUGUUCUCUCUUCUCAUGAGCUCAGAGGAAGUGUCAGCUUCACGCUCAAAAUCAGUGACAAGAGUACAGUCACACAGGAGAUAGUGAUGGACGCCAUGUGUCCUUUCAUUAAGUUCAACACGCAGGUGCACUGGGCUGAGUCACACAAGUUUCUUAAGGUUGAAUUCCCAGUGCGAGUGCACAGUCCCAACGCGACAUAUGAGAUCCAGUUUGGACAUCUGCAGAGACCUACACACAGGAAUACAUCAUGGGACUGGGCUAGAUUUGAAGUAUGGGGUCACAGAUGGGCUGAUUUGUCAGAGCACAAUUUUGGAGUGGCGCUGCUCAAUGACUGCAAAUAUGGUUAUUCUGUCUUUAAGAACACAAUGACACUCUCUCUGUUGAGGGCACCAAAGACUCCAGAUGGCAAUGCUGAUAUGGGAACUCACCAUUUCACCUAUGCAGUCAUGCCACACACUGGAACCUUCCAAGAUGCCGCAGUCAUCCAGUGUGCAUACAACCUCAAUUUCCCUUUAAGGUUAACCCAGUGCUCCGUUGACAUGGCGCCCUGGAGCGCCUUUUCCGUUAGCCCUGCAGCUGUCAUCCUUGAGACUGUUAAACAGGCGGAGGACAGGAAGGGAGCCCUGAUGGUUAGAAUGUACGAGGCUUACGGCGGACAUGUGACUGCAACCCUCCACACAACUCUUCCAGUCAGGGAGGCCUGGCAUUGUGAUCUUUUAGAGAAAAUAGAUGCCACUCAGCCAGCACAUGUGACUGCAGACGGGAUCACUCUCGACUUCACCCCAUUCCAAGUCAGAUCACUGCUGGUUAUAUUUUGACAGGUAAAUCACUGUUUAUGGAUUAAUAAUGGAACUUUCAAAGUCCCUAAAGGUCAUUUUCAGGAAAGGUUUGCCAAAAGUUGAACAAAACAAGUGGUGGGCUGAAAAUGGGCCUCACUUGGGACACACAUGCAUUAGUUGUAUAUUCUGGUUGUUUGAGCAAAUAAUGUACUGUACUGUGAUUGAAAAUGUGCCAAGUUAAAAGCUUGUAAAAAAUGUUUUAUUUAAAAAUAUAUCAUGGAUACUACAAUACUUUUCAACCAGAGAGGAGAAAUAUGAUCUCAGGGAAAAACUAAACUUAAAACACUUACAUAUACAUGAGAACAACGCUAAAAACCAACAGCAUUUCUGUAUGUGAAAUCAAAUUAUGGAAUGGAUUGAGUAAGGAACUCAAAGCACCAAGAUGAGCGAUUUAAUGAAACAAUACAAGCAGUUGAUGUUUGCAAAAUACAAAGAAGAAUCUUGAACCACUGUGUACAAAAUGCUAUGUCUAACCACUACAACACUCAUUACUCUUAUUCUUGAGUUCUUAUUCUUCAACUACGGUAUGUUCUGUUAUGUCUAAAUUUAUUAUUAUUUAUGUAUUACACUGAUUAUUAUUUAUGAUGAUUGUGGAAAAACAUUGACAAUUACCUCAUCAUUUUCCUAUGUGUUAACUGAUAAAGACCACAAAUGAAAUACAAAAAGUGAGUAAAUGUAUUACAAAUGAUGUGAAACAGAUGGGUGGUAGGAUUAAAUAAGCUUUGCUUCUUCCUACUCCUUUUGGACAUGUGAAAAUGUUAAUUCUACUAUGUGAUGUAUUUCAUUGUAACUUGUAUGCAUGUUUAAAUAAAUUAAACCAUUACCAUGGAAUAAAAA